Messenger RNA from Neoarius graeffei (lesser salmon catfish), 840 nucleotides. Its product is annotated as protocadherin-15-like. The transcript is spliced from 5 exons. The record is from RefSeq and is a predicted model, not a curated record. Bases 196 to 840 code for a protein of 214 amino acids. NCBI's taxonomy places the organism in Eukaryota, Metazoa, Chordata, Actinopteri, Siluriformes, Ariidae.
UUUACCAGUCAGGCACCACAGGUCCCAACCACCACCACCCUGCCUCUACCACCACCACCACAACUCCCACCUCUACCACCACUACCGCAGCGCCCACCCAGCCAUGAAGUGUACAGUCAAUCACACAGAACCCCUUCAGUCACCAGGACCAGUACUUACCCUGCAGGCAAUAUUGGCCACUGUGUACUUAGUACCAUGAUUUGGUCUUCUAAUUACCAUGAAUACUUGUAUAUCAUGUGUCUUUUCACUCUGUUUGCAGUGUUGUCCAACCAAGCAGCCAGUCCCCCGUUGGAAACCUCACAUCUUUUUCUGACAUCCAGCCAUGGAGAGUUUACCAGUCAGGCACCACAGCUCCCCACCACCACCACCCUGCCUCUACCACCACCAUCACCUCUACCACCACUACCACAGCUUCCAACGAUUUCACCUCUGCCAGCACCACCACAGCUUCCAUCGAAGUCACCUCUUUUUCGAACAUCUAGCCAUGGAGAGUUUACCAGUCAGGCACAGCAUCAUCCAUCAAAUCAGCAAAUCAGCAUCCAGCAAGAUUUUUGCAGACUUGUUCUGCAGCACCUCCGGACAAUUGAGGAGGAGGUUAAGGAGGUUAAGCAGCAGGUGGCUGCAAAUACGGCCAUUCUGCAGAAGCUAGGGGGUGCUGGUGUGGCAGACCUUUGCCUCGUCCAGGAAACCAACAUGCCCCUCAGUAACCUGGAGGAACUGGAGGAGCUGGAGAGGCAGCUUGGGUCUGACAUUGACCUGAAAAACCAACUGGUAAGUCUGGAUUUUAAAAUGUUGCAAUAUGAAUUUGAAGGCAUACAAGUCUUAACCUGGCUCUCGUGA